UUUGAUGAAUGCUCUCAUGUGCACAUAUAUGACGUUGCAUGUGUUGCAUGCUAAUCAUAAAUGAAACAAAGGUGGCUUCCUUCCAUAACACGUGAACAAAGGACUUGAAGAUUACAUGGCUGAUUGCAUAUAUUAUGGAGAUAUUUGGAUGGUGAUAUGGCAAGACAUAUGGCGUGAAGGAGAAGAAUUAAAUCGACAACACAUCAAUCAUUUAUGGGAGACAUAGAAGACUUUCCGUAUGCAUGCACGCGACAAUAUCUUGCCUUAUCUUUAGAUCCUUAGCCGUUUAUUUUGAUUCUAAAGUUAUUUUAUUUCUUUUCUUAUACAUAUUGUGUUGCUAAUAAUCAUCAAUCCAUUGUAUAUAAAUUCUGGGUAUUUGUACAGAUUAAUACAAGACGAAUAAGGGAGUCAGUCCCCUUUGCAUCAUUCUCCACUCUUUUCUCUUAUUCUUCUUUUUUUUUAUAUAGAACAAAUACUCAUUCGAAUCAUAAAAUCUUCAUGGUAUCAUAGCACUAAGAUCUAGAGUGCCAAAUUUUUUUUCUUCCGCUGCAAACACCACAAAAGUUUUAAUCGAAAUGCAUAUUCCCUCUCGGUAAAAUUCUAAACCGAAGAGGAGCCAGCUUCUUUCAGUUUUCUUCUUUAUUUGUGGUGCUAUUUUUGGUAAAGAGGACAACAUCAUUUUUACCGAAGAGGAGCCUGCUCAUUUCAUUUUUCAGAAUUUUAUUCUCCCUUUUGGUCAUUCAUUCAAACCAAAAGAAGAGGUUUCUUCAAGUGAAUCGUUGGCCAUUCAUUCAAGUCACGGUUCACCAUAUUUUCUUGUCUCUCUUGGUCUUUUCAUUUCAAAUCGAGAAGAAUUUUUUUUUUUGGUCAUAUCUCAUUCUCACUAUAAUAUGUGUGAGUAUUGUGAUAGUGAUUGUGAGUAUGAAGAGGUUUAUGAAGAACCAGAAUACAGAGAGCAUUGGGAUGUUGAAGAUGUCUUAGCCAAAAUACCCAACUCGCUAAGAGAGACGUUGAAAGUAAAGAAAAAUUAUCUCAAGAUGUUGAAGAGCCUUCCUUACACGAAGAAGGUCUAGAGAACAUCGAGUACAUGGUUGUUCCAAUGGUUGAAGAGAUACACACCAUGACCAUAGAUCAUGACAAGAAGAAUGGGUCGGAUGAUGAAUCCUUGGAUGAAGAAAUGAGUCCAAUGGAUGUGAUGAUGAAUGACUUAACCACGGAGGACAAGAGUCCAGAAAAAGAGGCAUCACACACAUCCACAAUUAUCCUUCAUCCGAGCAUACAAAGACAUCCGAGCAUCUCUUUCAUCAAAUGGCAAAAUAAUCGAGUUUGUAAUCUUUUCUUUUUCCCUAUCCCUUUAAAAAUUUGUUUUUCAAAUGAUAUGCUUGGUUUUGUUAGUGUUUUUGGACAGAAACAACACAAAAUAAUCCUAAAGAUUUGUGGUGUCGAGAAGUUCACGAGUGAGGGGGAAUGGCAUGAUACACUCGUAUCAUUCUCUACCGAAGAAGAUAUAUCCGAUCACAACUUGAUGGCAUUACCUACGAGUUUUAACAACUCUUGGUUUGGUAAAAAUAUUCUCAACCCUUAUAUUCUUUAUCUUAGAAAACAUAUUCAUGAGUUGCAUAUCGAAAAACAAAACAUAAUUGUCCUAAACACUCUUGAUCAUGUAAAAGAUAUAAACAAUUUGUUUCUAGAGUUUAAUAAACAUUUGAGUGAUAUUUUUAGUAUAAAUAUAAAACCAUACAUUAAUUUCACUCGCCAAAUGGCAUUCCAUGUUUCAAAAUCAUUAAAUUUAGCAUUUAUCCACAUUAGAAUAUUAUUCUUACUCUUGUUCGAUGAAAGUCACAUUGUUGCACGUUUAUACUCGGUUCUUCGUAUCAAACGGAGUGCAACAGCCUCCCUUGCGAUUUCUAAUAAUUUUAUUGAGUUUAUACAGAAGAUGAAACAGAAAAGGACAUAUGCUAUGGUGGAUAAGCUAAAGGAACCGGCAUGGGAAACAAUCACUCACUUGAUGGGAACCGGCUCGAACAUGAAGACAUCCUCGACAAGAUCGGCUUUUCGACAUUCCUCCAAGCCAAUCUUGAGGGGGAAUGUUGAAUAUAACGAUCAUACAAGAAGAAAUUUGAUGAAUGCUCUCAUGUGCACAUAUAUGACGUUGCAUGUGUUGCAUGCUAAUCAUAAAUGAAACAAAGGUGGCUUCCUUCCAUAACACGUGAACAAAGGACUUGAAGAUUACAUGGCUGAUUGCAUAUAUUAUGGAGAUAUUUGGAUGGUGAUAUGGCAAGACAUAUGGCGUGAAGGAGAAGAAUUAAAUCGACAACACAUCAAUCAUUUAUGGGAGACAUAGAAGACUUUCCGUAUGCAUGCACGCGACAAUAUCUUGCCUUAUCUUUAGAUCCUUAGCCGUUUAUUUUGAUUCUAAAGUUAUUUUAUUUCUUUUCUUAUACAUAUUGUGUUGCUAAUAAUCAUCAAUCCAUUGUAUAUAAAUUCUGGGUAUUUGUACAGAUUAAUA
Molecule: messenger RNA, 2509 nt
Organism: Tarenaya hassleriana
Lineage: Eukaryota; Viridiplantae; Streptophyta; Magnoliopsida; Brassicales; Cleomaceae
Exons: 2
Coding region: 1088-2182 (364 amino acids)
Source: RefSeq, a predicted model, not a curated record